Molecule: messenger RNA, 1382 nt
Organism: Scylla paramamosain (green mud crab)
Lineage: Eukaryota; Metazoa; Arthropoda; Malacostraca; Decapoda; Portunidae
Exons: 2
Coding region: 499-915 (138 amino acids)
Source: RefSeq, a predicted model, not a curated record
UAGACUCUGGGAGACGGGAGGAAGCAAGGAGUGAGGCGGGAGGUGCCUGUGGGGAGAGACACACUGUGCUUCAUGCUCUUACAUUUAUACUCCACAAGCACAAGUCUGUACCUGUGUACAUCUAUCUAUUUGUAUCUAUCUGUAUAAACACACACACACACACACACACACACAGAGAGAGAGAGAGAGAGAGAGAGAGAGAGAGAGAGAGAGAGAGAGAGAGAGAGAGAGAGAGAGAGAGAGAGAGAGAGAGAGAGAGAGAGAUCCAAAAAUGUACUCCUUGUUUGACUCGCUAUAAUUAACUGAAUUUUUUUUUUUUUUUCAGAAGCAGUUGGCCAAAAUAAUAAUGUCAGAAGUAAGACAAAGCUUUGAAGAAAGAACAUCUGUCAUAAAGUGUUACUGGAGGCACGAAAAUGUCAAAGAAGUGCAAAGACAAUUCAGAAGACACUUUGACAGGGAUCCACCAAGCUGACAUGUGGAGUCCCCCAGGGGACCAAGAUGGGUCCUCUAUGCUUCCUCCUCUUCAUUAACGACGCCCUCACUGACACCCCCCAUCGCUGGAAGUAUGUGGACGACUGCACCGUGGGCGUCCCAGUUUCCACCAAGAACCCGGACUACUCGCCACUGCAAACGAUUCUGGAGCGACUGCAGACGUGGACGGAGGAGAGCAGGAUGACCAUCAACCACAGCAAAACUGUGGUGAUGCAUUUCUGUACCUCCUCUGUACCAGUGCCCCCUCCCCAGCUCUCAGUGGGCCCUCACCCCCUUCCAGGUGGUCAGAUGUGCCAAGCUCCUCGGAGUCAUGGUGGACGACCAGCUGACCUGGAAGCAGCAUGUCGCCAGCACCAUAAGAUCAGCUACCUACAGGCUGUACAUGCUGUGCAGACUCAGGUUGCUCGGGACGCCGACAGAUGAGUUAAGGGGGGUGUAUGUUACCUUUAUCCUCCCCAAACUCAUGUACGCCUCCUCAGUGUGGUCCUCCUCCCUCACACAAACUCAACAGCUACAGUUGGAGAGUGUGCAGAAAAGGGCGUGCAGGGUCAUCCUUGGCCCUGCAUACACCACCUAUAAAGAAGCCCUGAACACCCUGAGCCUGUCCAGACUGUCCACCAGGUACCGCUAGGCUCUGGAGAAGUUUGGAAGGGGACUUCUGCAUCAUCCACAUCUCAGAAACAUGCUGCCGCCUGACGCGCCUCGCCCGGCCCGUGCAACGAGACACCACAACAAGAUAACGCCCCUAAAGUCGCCACGUACGGACCAGUACAGACUCAGUGCGAUUCCCACCAUGGUGCGAGCCAUCAAUCAAUAGUCCCUUCUAGAUUUGACUUACCUUUAGGAUUAAUGUCAAGUAUUUCCCCACCCCCAAUGUACAUUUUCAGUUU